This is a messenger RNA of Silurus meridionalis, 3328 nucleotides long. It is a transcript of the gene clint1a, whose product is annotated as clathrin interactor 1a. Lineage: Eukaryota; Metazoa; Chordata; Actinopteri; Siluriformes; Siluridae. Gene Ontology annotation, cellular component: endosome; clathrin vesicle coat; plasma membrane. Gene Ontology annotation, biological process: endocytosis. The record is from RefSeq and is a predicted model, not a curated record. Bases 118 to 1941 code for a protein of 607 amino acids. The transcript is spliced from 12 exons. Gene Ontology annotation, molecular function: phospholipid binding; clathrin binding.
GUUUGGAGAGUUGAAGCUUUUGGUUUCGCGACAGUCGGACUUUCACAACUACUGGAUAGAAACGCGGGCUGGAAGACGGGAUUCCCGCGACGGAAAACCUUCAUCCACUGAGUCAAGAUGUUGAACAUGUGGAAAGUUAGAGAACUGGUUGAUAAAGCAACCAAUGUUGUUAUGAACUAUUCAGAAAUUGAAUCUAAGGUUCGAGAGGCCACAAACGAUGACCCAUGGGGACCCUCAGGACAGCUAAUGGGAGAGAUAGCCAAGUCUACAUUCAUGUAUGAGCAGUUUCCAGAAGUUAUGAACAUGCUGUGGUUCCGAAUGCUGAAGGACAACAAGAAAAACUGGCGGCGAGUUUAUAAGUCGUUACUGCUGCUGGGUUACCUGGUGCGAAAUGGGUCUGAGCGGGUGGUCACCAGCACAAGAGAGCACCUGUAUGACCUGCGCUCAAUUGAGAGCUAUCACUGUAUAGAUGAGAAUGGGAAGGACCAAGGCAUCAACGUGCGGCAGAAGGUAAAGGAGAUGGUAGAGUUUGUGCAAGACGAUGACAGACUGAGAGAGGAGAGGAAGAAGGCCAAGAAAAACAGGGACAAAUAUAUCGGCGUGUCCUCUGAUAGCAUGGGGGACUUCAGAUACGGUGCUGACAGGUACGAAUCGCGCUCCAAGUGGGACGAUGACUGGGAAAACAAUAAAGGCACUUUCCCGUUUAGUGAGAAACUGGGAGAGAUCGGCGACAAGAUCGGCAGCACAAUUAAUGACACUAUAAACACAUUCCGCAAGAAAGACAGAGAUGACUCCCCAGAGAGAUUCGGUGAGACAGAGGAGGAGAGAAAUAAAGAGUUCCGUAGCAGGCAGUCGGGCAGAAAUGAAUUUAAAGAUGAAGAGGAGACCGUGACGACCAAAAGUGUUCAGAUUGUUCAGGCCACUGAGACUACUGCUACGCGAAAGAAGGCAUCCACCCCUUCAAAAACUAUAGACCUGGGGGCAGCUGCCCAUUACACUGGUGAUAAAUCUGCCACAAACACAAAUGCCACCAAGCCAACUGUCUCAGGUACAAAUCAGUCCAGUGGUGGUCUUGUGGAUUUGUUCAUGGCAGAUUCUACACCGGUGAAGCCAGCUUCUACAGAUUUACGCUCAGACCUGUUUGGAGGUUUUGCAGAUUUCUCAUCAGCUGCAGCUACAGCCAGUCUUCCUACAACAGCUGCCUCAGCACCUAGUGGAAAUGGAGAUUUUGGAGAGUGGAACGCGUUUUCAGAUGUGCAGUCGGCCCCUCCGCCUGUAAACCCUGCAACAACAAACCUGUAUGCACCUGCUUCUGCCUCCACAGUGCCCUCUGCUGAUCUUUUUGACCUCAUGGGUCCUUCUCUUAACACCAACAUCAGCGCUUCCCAAAGCAUAAACUUCUCCAUGACCAGUACUCUUCCCAUGUCCAAAUCUCAGCCUCUGCAGAGUAUGGGAACUCCACUGGUGCCUCAGCAUUCUGUGCAGAAACAUGAAGCCAAGAAGGCCUCCGUGCCAUCCACUUGGUCUGAUUCCAAUCUCAACAUCAGUCUGGACUACCUGGGACCUGGCAUGCAGCCCCCGAAACCAAGUCAGCCCACACUCAACAUGAUGCAGCAGCAUGUUCCAGUCAACAUGAUGACACAGGGUUUUGCUGGCAUGAACCUUGGCGUGCAGCCGGGCCCUGCCCCUGUACGACCCCCCACCAACCCCUUGAUGGUAAACAUGGGCAUGCCACCUGCCAUGGGAGGCGGAGCAAUGGGCGUAGCUCCUAUGGGAGGCCUGCCACUCAAUCAGGGCAUGAUGGGAAUGAACAUGAACAUGGGAAUGCCAGGAGCUGUUGGCAUGGGGAUGGGAAUGUCAGUGCCAGGCAUAAAUAUGAGCUCUGCUAUGGCACAACCGAAGCACGAUGCCUUUGCUGACUUUGCCAACUUUGGCAAAUGAAUCUGAGAGAUGGAGUCUGUAAGCUGGGACAAUCUUUGUGGAAGGCAGGAGCAUGAAGGAUUUUUGAAGAGCUGCAAACAAAGAUUACUUGAAAGAUGUCAAUUAAGGCUGCCCAGAAUUUUAUUGUUUGCUUACACAUUACUGAUGUGUAAAAGGGUGAAUCUAAUCAGUCUGAGUACCACAAGUAGCCACAUGGACAGCAGUCCACAUGAGAGAGAAAUGUGUGAUUUGCACUUCCACUUCUAACAUUCAAAUCUCGAAAGAAUCUUAACUACAGGAUCUCAUAUAUAUAUAUAUAUAUAUAUGAUCCUGUAGUUAAGAUUAUAAAUAUAAACGGAAUGACAUUGACUUGGCCCCAAAUGAUGUUCUCACUCUUUCAUGUCGUUUUUGAGGAUUAUUCGAUUUGAUUCAAUUUAAUUUAAUAUCCUCUAUCUAAACUUGUAAAUACUAUUAAAGAAGAUAAGUUAUUUAAAUACAAGAUUAUUCAUUUAAUGAUGAUUCUUAUAAUGAUGUGUGAAUCAGCGCAGAACUAUAGUAAAGACAGUGCGAGCGAGAAUCAUGUUGAGAGCAACCACUGUGGCCUUUGGAACGGGAAUAUAUUUUUAUAGAAAUGUGAUCUGUUUUGCAUUUUUAUGUGAAUGUACAUCAGACACACCCGCAGGUUCUGGUCCUUCAAUGUCCUUACAUACACAGUGCCUAUCAACCUGUUGCCUAUACCUUUUUCUGAAGAAGACAAUAAGAUUACAGUAUUUAUUUCAGUACUGUACACAUUUGAGCAUAUAUGUAUGCACGGUUUCGUUUCCUUUUUUUUUAUGUUUGUUUGUUCCCCCUAUGUUCACUGCAUGGCUAGUGUGAAUGAUAAUGUUUUGGGUUGUUUUCGUUUGUUUGUUUUCUGCACGUAAUAGGAUUAAAUCUUUCCUUUAUGCAAGUGGCUCAUGAUGAGUGAGUUGGGUGAGGCUGUAUACUGAGAUGCGUGAGGUUCACUGUGCUCUUCUGCUCACCGAGUGGAAUGUUAAAUCUUCAAGCCCAUCUCUCUAUUGUCAGAAGAAGGAACUCAACUUGACACCUUCUCUCACAUGUACAAGCAUUACACGCACACGCAAAAUGACCAAAAUCUGCCUUUUCUUUUCUUCUUUCCAAGGGAUUGACGUCUUUUUAAGUUUGUUAGGGUAUAUGUGUAAGAUUGCGGUAUCGUAUAUAAAUAUAUAUAUAUAUAUAUAGGGGUUGAUGGAUCUUUACUGAAAAACACUAUACUUUAUAUGCAAAUUCAACCAACCAACAAAACAUCCCUUCUUCUAAAGUGUAUGUCCUCACAUUCAUACACUGAUCUGAUUGUACCUAUGAUGGUCUUUUAUGUCCGAGAUUAAAGAGUUGAUUUUCAUUUGGA